This is a messenger RNA of Bipolaris zeicola 26-R-13, 1512 nucleotides long. RefSeq lists its product as uncharacterized. The record is from RefSeq and is a predicted model, not a curated record. Gene Ontology annotation, molecular function: aldehyde dehydrogenase (NAD+) activity. NCBI's taxonomy places the organism in Eukaryota, Fungi, Ascomycota, Dothideomycetes, Pleosporales, Pleosporaceae. The transcript has a single exon. The coding region runs from base 1 to 1512 and encodes 503 amino acids.
AUGUCUCUCCCAUAUGCGCCUCGCUCUGCCUACUACGACGGCAAGAUACAAUCAGGCUGUUCUUCAUCUACAUUUCAAACGAUUGAUCCCGCGACUGCGCAGCCUGUCGCGAACAUUCACGCAACUACCAACGCUGGCAUCGAUGCUGCCAUAGCCUCUGCUCACAAGGCCUUUCCAGCAUGGUCCGCCACGCCUCCCAUCGAACGCGCGCGCAUUCUCCAACGGGCCGCAGCCAUUCUGCGUUCGCGAAACGAUGAACUCGCGAGAAUUGAAACCACCGACACGGGCAAGCCCUUCUCCGAGACCUCGACUGUCGACGUCGUCACAGGCGCAGAUGUCUUGGAAUUCUUCGCCAACCUAGUCGGAGGAGGCGGUAUGAACGGCGAGACGGCGCCGCUACGACCAGACGCAUGGGUAUACACAACCAAGAGUCCUCUGGGUGUGUGCGCAGGCAUCGGAGCGUGGAACUACCCCAUUCAAAUCGCUCUCUGGAAAUCUGCUCCCUGCCUCGCCGCUGGAAACUGCAUGGUCUACAAGCCGUCAGAAUUCACACCUCUCCACUCUACCGUCUUGGCCGACAUUUACGCAGAAGCUGGUGUGCCUCCCGGUGUCUUCAACGUAGUCCAGGGCGGCGGCGACGUCGGCGCAUACCUCACCUCGCACUCUGGCAUUGCCAAAGUCAGCUUCACCGGCCAAGUUUCUACGGGCAAGAAAGUCGCAGGUAGUGCAGCCGGCGGUAUGAAAUACGUAACCAUGGAGCUCGGCGGCAAAUCCGCCUGCAUCAUCCUUCCGGACGCCGACAUCGACCAAGCCGUCGACGGCGCCAUGCUCGCAAACUUCUUCUCCACAGGCCAAGUCUGCACAAACGGCACCCGCGUCUUCGUCCCCGAAGCCAUGAAGUCACAAUUCGAGCAGCGCCUCCUCGAAAAAAUGCAAUACAUCCGCCCAGGCGACCUCUACUCCCCCGCCACAAACUUCGGCCCUCUAGUCUCCAAACCGCACUACGAAAAAGUCCUCUCCUACAUCCGACACGGCAUCGACACCGACAAAGCCACCUUGCUCCACGGCGGCCCAGAGUCUCCAGCCUGGCUCACCUCGCACCCCGACGCCUCAUACAAGCAAGGCUACUGGGUCCAACCCACCAUCUUCACAAACUGCACCGACGCCAUGAAAAUCGUCCAAGAAGAAAUCUUCGGCCCCGUAAUGUCCAUCCUAUCCUACUCCUCCAUCGACGAAGUCGUCGCCCGCGCAAACAACACCCCGCUCGGUCUCGCCGCCGGCAUCUUCACCAAAGACCUCAAUACAGCGCAUAAAGUUAUUGCACGCUUGGAGGCCGGUAUCACGUGGAUCAAUACCUGGGGUGAAAGCCCUGCGGAGAUGAGUGUGGGGGGUUGGAAACAGAGUGGUGUGGGUGUUGAAAAUGGGAAGAGGGGGCUUGAGGCUUGGGUUAGGAAUAAGAGUACCUUGGUUGAGAUGGGUGGGGUUGUGCCGACAGUUUUUGCGAAAUUGUGA